This is a messenger RNA of Macrosteles quadrilineatus (aster leafhopper), 1227 nucleotides long. RefSeq lists its product as uncharacterized. The record is from RefSeq and is a predicted model, not a curated record. NCBI's taxonomy places the organism in Eukaryota, Metazoa, Arthropoda, Insecta, Hemiptera, Cicadellidae. The coding region runs from base 1 to 1227 and encodes 408 amino acids. The transcript has a single exon.
AUGUAUUCCAUUUUGUUGUGUAUCAUUUCAUUAAAUGAAAAUUUGUCAACUGACUUAUGGGCCACCCAGUACAUCCAGUGCUGUUCUCCUACAGAGUCUACAUCGAAAUUUUCUGAUUACGGACUAAAUAAAGUAACUAAUGUCAAUUCAAGCCCAAAGUUACUAGAUCUGUUUGAAGUAAAUAACGAUUCAGACAAAUACAUGAUCACAGUUAAUCUCAAUGGUAAACCACAACAAUUCGAAGUAGACACAGGAGCAAAAUUCUCACUUCUAGCUAAAAAUGAUUUUGACAAACUCAAAUUGGACAUUCCAUUGGAAACAACUAACAUUGCUUUCAGAACUUACUCACGUAAUAUUAUCAAACCUGAAGGGAAAGUGAAAAUAAAUGUUACUUACUGUGGACGUUGCGUCAAAGAGGAACUCCACAUUGUUCCAACAGGACACGAAGCACUCUUGGGACGUCAAUGGAUAAGAGCCCUAGGAAUCGAACUGAACAAAUUGAAUGAAGACACAAAUCAAAGCACUCAAAUUUCCCAAAUCAAAAGAAUCCAGUCUCCUGAAGAAAUCUUUCAGUCUUUUUCCAACAUUUUUGAAGAGAAAAUUGGAUGCGUUCCAGACUUCAAAGUGUCAUUACAGCUUCGAAAUGGUGCAAAACCUAUUUUUGUUAAGGAACGAAAUGUCCCACAUGCUUUAACCGACCGAGUGAACAAGGAAUUGGACACACUGGAAAAUGAAGGGAUCAUUUCACCCGUGGAGGCCAGCGAUUGGGGAUCGCCACUGGUUGUCAUUCCUAAACCAGACGGUGGUGUCCGCCUCUGCGUCGAUUACAAAUGCGGUGUCAACGAGCGUCUAAUUCAAGCAAAUCAUCCUAUAAGGCGUAUUGAUGAUGUUAUUGACAGUUUGCGCAAUUCAAAAUACUUUUGCAAACUUGACCUCUACAAAGCCUAUUUACAUCUCCAGGUGGAUGAAGAAUCUAGCAUGAUACAGACAAUGACGACUCACAGAGGUACUUAUAGAGUACAUAGACUCAGUUUUGGCAUCAAAACUGCACCAUCAGAAUUCAACCGCAUACUCUCUCAGAUCUUAAAGGGGUUACGUAAGACAGAAGCGUAUUUUGAUGACAUUAUUGUGCAUGGUUCGACCAUUGAAGAAUGCAGUGAAAAUUUACAAGCCUGUCUACAGAGACUCUCUGAUUACAAUUUACAUGUCAACAGAAACAAAUGCUAA